CUUCUGCAAGACUGCUCACAGGCUGCGGUCUUCCGCCAGUCUACUCGGCCUCACCAGCACACAAACUCAAGCUCAAGCUCAACAUCGCCACAGACUUUCAACAGGCGGAGCUGUUUGCUCACUCCCGCGGACAUGGCUUCACCAGCAGUUGCCUCUGCGCUCCAGGAGGUGCAGUCCGCCUCGACUGGCACCAAGCCCUCGCUGUACACAUCCACUCUCCGGCAAAUCACCGCCUCCACAGAGAACCUCGCCGAGAAUCUCAAUGCCUAUGCCCGCACACUCCUCGACGACUCGAUAGGGAUAGUCCAACUACGACCGCUCCUUGCCGCCUUCGUGGACGCCUUCCGCACUGUGAAGGAUCCGGACGUCAAGAUUGAGGUCGGCGAGAAGGUGGUCUCGCUGCUGCAGUCGAAGGGCGCUGGACAGUAUGAAGAGCAGGACACUUCAAUCAAGGAGGCGCUGGCCGACGCAUAUGAGGCGAUCGAGGACUACAGAAAGUCAGCGCAGAUACUAGCGUCGAUCAACCUGGAGUCAACCCAGAAGUCGAUCACAGCGGACGACAAGGCAAGAGUGUGGGUUCGGAUCGUGCGGUGCUACCUGGAAGAGGAUGAUCCAACAAGCGCCUUCUCGCACCUGAACAAGGUCAAGAACAUCAUCUUCAAUGUCCAAGACAAGGAGACGCGGAUGCACUUCCAGCUCAGCCAGGCUCGCAUCCACGACGCCCAACGGUCCUUUCUGGACGCUGCUGCAGCAUACUACGCCAUGAGCCAGGAGUCCAUGGUGGACGAGGACGAUCGUGUGGCAGCGUUGGGAGCUGCCAUCAUCUGCACAGUCCUGGCACCAGCUGGCCCACAACGCGGAAAGAUGUUGGCCAAGCUGUACAAGGACGAGCGGGCAAGCUCGCUUGACGACUACCCCAUCCUUGAGAAGAUCUUCCUCGACCGUCUUCUCUCGCCUGCAGAGAUCAAGGCGUUUGCUACCAAGCUGGCGCCACAUCAGCUCGCCAAGACUGCCGACGGAUCGACUGUCCUUGACAAGGCUGUUCUUGAGCACAACUUGCUUGGCGCAUCGAAGCUGUACAACAACAUUGGAUUCGACCAACUGGGAGAGCUGUUGGGCAUCGACGCUGAGAAGGCAGAAGACUACGCGGCGAAGAUGCUGGAACAGGGUCGUCUCUCUGGGCACAUCGAUCAGAUUGAUCGGCUGAUCUUCUUCGAGGGCGAGGCCAGCGGCGAGCGGAAGACCGGGCAUGCGGAGCGUGUCGUAGGCAAGGAGCUGAGGAAGUGGGACGCGAACGUGAUGGGCCUUGCUGAAGAGGUGGAGAAGGUGACGACGAUGAUCCAGAACCAGUACCCCGAGUUCUACGCUUCGCAGGCUGUGGCUUGAGGGAGGAAGAAGUGUGAGCGAGCAAGAACUCAGCAACACGAUCGCGCUGAACAGGCGUCGACACAAGCCGAGCAGAGAUGGGAUCAGCCAGGGCAGCAGCACACCGCCGCCUUUCUAGUCCUCGAGGAAGAAGCAAGACGGUAGAGGAUGCCUGGCGACUAGCGAUGCCUUGUGCUUUACGCACGACAUCCAUG
Molecule: messenger RNA, 1580 nt
Organism: Macroventuria anomochaeta
Lineage: Eukaryota; Fungi; Ascomycota; Dothideomycetes; Pleosporales; Didymellaceae
Product: COP9 signalosome-like protein complex subunit 4
Exons: 1
Coding region: 133-1386 (417 amino acids)
Cellular component (GO): COP9 signalosome; cytosol
Source: RefSeq, a predicted model, not a curated record